CUCGGGAGUCUUGGCGGCGGCCCCGCCCCCGUCGCCAUGGGAACAGCCGCGGCGGCUCCGGCUGCACCUCCUCCGUCUCCUCGGGCAGGGCAGGCAGGGCCAGCGGAGCCGGGGUUGAGCGCACGGAGACGCGGGGAGAGCGAAGAGGAGGAGCGGAGAGGAGCUGGGUUGAGGGAGCGCACCGAGCCGCCGUCACCCCCAGCCCUGGGUCUCUGUGCCAGUCCGGUCCCGGUCGUGGCCCCAGAGGGGGAGGCGGCCAGACAGGCGAUGUGAGCUGCCCGUGGAGCCAUGAGCUCCGCCUGGACUCCAGACUACGAGGCGCUGUCCCCGGCAGGGGCUCCAGGGCCGGGGGGGUCCGGGGGGUCCGCGGGGCUGGACGCUGAGCAGCGAACGGUCUUCGCCUUUGUUCUCUUCCUGCUGCUGUUCCUGGUGCUGCUCAUGGUGCGCUGCGUCCGCAUCCUCCUGGACCCCUACAGCCGCAUGCCUGCCUCGAGCUGGACCGACCACAAGGAGGCACUAGAGAGGGGCCAGUUCGACUAUGCGUUGGUGUGAAGGCAGAGCGGAGGGGUCCCGCGCCUCCCGGCCCGGCCCCGAAAUCCCACCCUCUCUCUCCUCCCUGCCCCGGCAGCCUCCCCCGCCCCCAGGCUGGUCUAGAAUCCACGGCCCAGAGCCGCCUCCGUUCUCGCACCCCAGCCUGGGCUAGGGCUUCCCAAACUCACGCCCUGUCACUUCACUGCAUCCAUGAACCCCCCCGGGCCGAACCUCAGGCUUUCCUUGCCCAGAUCCCCCGGUUCCCACCUGGCCUGGCCGGGGACGCGCGGUCCAGGAGCUCUCCCAUUCCCCUGGCCCCAAACCUAGUCUAGGCCUCCCUUUUCCAACCCAGAUUGCAUCUCCAGCCCGGAACCAGAAUCCCGGGCUUCUCCUGACUGACUCCUGCUUCCAAGCUCCCGCAGCCCCCGCCCGAGGCCACAAGAUGAGCGGGCCCAAGGUCUGGCAGUUGAUGUUUUUCAGAGUGGAGUGGCCCAUUCUCCCCACCCACUUCCAUCAGGAAAGCACUAGAGUGAGCAAGCUCUGGGAGGCAGGUCCCCUGCCCCUGGGCUUUGGGGAGCUCUUCAGGCCGGGAAUGGGGGCUGCUCGUGGGCCUCUUACCCUGCACCUGCGCUGCCCGCUCCCUAGUGAUGGAUAGUCCAAGCUCUGGAUGCUGCAACCUCCUCCUUUUCCUCUGCCCGUCUGACCUCCCGGCUUCCCCUUCCCUUAUGACAGCUGUCUGGCCAUUCUCCCAGAGCACUCAGGACUGACGCCCCUUCCCAAGCCUGGGACUGCAAAAUCCAGUUACUCAACCCCCCCCCCCCUAGGGAUCAUCUUCCAGAUUGAGAAAUUCAACCAACCCACUCCCCUUCCCCACUCCCAGCCCUCUGGCCCCUCAAUGCACCAAGCAUUUGGUAAGCACCAAGCCUCUUUUUCCAAGGGUUGACCUCCUGGUCAAGGGGAUCCUGACUGAAGGGCUUCAUCAAGGCCCUGGGGGCAGUGAGGGGAGUAUGUUUGUGAAGGAUACAAUGGAACCCAUCUCAACACUUCUUGAAUGUCUACCGAGUGAAGGGCAGCAGGUGGCUCAAACAGACUUAGUGAUGGGUUUCUUUGACAGGGCUCUAGCUAGCUGCAGGUCAGCCCCGACCCCUUAUUAGCUACCCUCCCUCCCCGCCUUUCCCCCAUCAUGGAGGGGAUUGUCAGCUGAGAGCUGAUAGAAUUGUGGCCAAUCUGCCCUCUGUGACCCCACCGCACUCUCCUCACGUGACUGUGGUAACCUCUAAGCCUGUCUCCCCAGCCCUAACCAGGGGCCUUCUGCCCUCCCAGACCCCACAGGCUGACUUGUUCUCCACCUCUGUGCCUUCAUUCCUCCCAUUUCCCCGCCUAGAAUGGCACCCCCAACUCCUUGGCCCCCUGAUCUUUUUCCUUAUGCUAUCCUUAACACAUUUCCUCCUUUUGCUUUGCUGUCUGUCUCCCCCCCCCCCAAAAGCAUGGAAGCUUAUGAAGGACACGGGGGCUUCUUCCCCCUGGAUUACCAUGAGGGUUUUUCAUUCGAGGCCGGUGCCUGGCCAGCUCCCCGUCACCCCUGCUCCGCCCCGCAGGAUUACCCAGUUCCCACAAGUGCUGAGCCUGCACCCACCCGGCUGGGCUCCAGGACCAAAGCAGCUCCCCCAGACUUCCUGCCUGAGCUUAAGCUAGCAGAGGCACCAGGACGGGCCCAACCCAGGCCAGGGGAAGGGGAGGGAGGCUGGGCAGUGGACAGAGGCAACACCGCAGCGACUGUAGCUCAGGCCCAAUAAUAAACAACAAUCACCCUGUCCUGAA
Molecule: messenger RNA, 2352 nt
Organism: Sarcophilus harrisii (Tasmanian devil)
Lineage: Eukaryota; Metazoa; Chordata; Mammalia; Dasyuromorphia; Dasyuridae
Gene: CTXN1
Product: cortexin 1
Exons: 2
Coding region: 289-552 (87 amino acids)
Source: RefSeq, a predicted model, not a curated record